AUGUCGCAUCCUCACAUAAUCCAACCAAUCACAGUGGCACGUCUUUCUCUUUCCCUACGUUCAAAUGUAAAUGCUGAAAUCUGGCCAAUCGGCUGAUGGCGGGGAGGAGCUGUGGAAUUACAUCUAGUUAAGUUAGUUUGGCUCGCAGGCAGUGACAAAACAGCCAAGCUUUUGUCCUCCUUCAGUCGAGUCGUUCACAACUUGUCUUGCUCAGAACAGAGCAAUGCCGGCCGCGAGAAAGGACCCAAAUAAGCCCAGAGGAAAGACCUCCUCCUAUGCUUUCUUUGUUGCAACAUGCCGCGAAGAGCACAAAAAGAAGCACCCUGGAACCAGCGUAGGCUUUGCAGAGUUUUCCAAGAAAUGCUCUGAGAGAUGGAAGACCAUGUCAGCCAAGGAGAAGGUAAAGUUUGAGGAUUUGGCUAAGAAUGACAAGGUUAGGUAUGAGCGAGAGAUGAAGACAUACAUCCCUCCAAAAGGUGCACCUGGCGCUGGCAAAAAGAAAAAGGACCCCAACGCACCAAAAAGACCACCUUCCGCUUUCUUCGUGUUCUGCUCAGAUCACCGUGGCAAAAUCAAGGAAGAGCAUCCUGGUAUCACUAUCGGUGACAUCGCCAAGAAGCUUGGAGAGUUGUGGGGCACACAGACUCCCAAAGACAAGAUUCCUUUUGAGGCAAGGGCUGCCAAACUGAAGGAGAAAUAUGAGAAGGAUGUUGCCGCCUACAAAGCCAAGCUUAACCCAGGGAAGAGCGAUGCUGGUAAGAAGGGUGGCCCUGGCAGGCCAGCUGCCAAGAAAGCAGUACCCGUUGACGACGACGAUGAUGAUGAUGAUGACGACGAGGAGGACGACGAUGAUGAUGAUGACGACGAUGAUGAAUAAAUGGUUUAUAUCUCUGGGGGUGUGAAUUCUGCAAAGGAUUGUUCAGCUUAACUUUUGUGUGGAUGAUUUGAACAGUAUAGCCUGCUGUCCCUGUUGGUCUGCCUCUGUAGGACACCAGACCUGUAUUCCUUUUCAAGUUCAGGGAUUUAGUUUUUAUUUUGUCACUUAGUCCCCUAAUUUUUUUUAAAAAUAAAUGUUUUCUGCUGAGCUCGAGUUUGUUACAUCAUAGGUCCUCGUUUCUAUCAAAACGGGCAGCUAGAUAUACAUUUCCUUCGAACAUUCAAUGGACUAAAACAUGUACAAACAGUGGACAGCAGCAAAUUGGUAAAGUUUUAAAGGUGUAUCGUUUCUGGAAGCACUGCUUAUGUUUUCUGUUUAGUGGUGCCGUUUCUUCACUGUCAUUUUACAACCAAGUUAUCUGUAGUUUAAUUAAAAAUGUGUGAAGCCAUUUUUAAUGUACUUUCAUGUAAAAAUGAAAACAUUCAUGUAGAACGGAUUUUUUUUUUUGUAAUAAAAUUUUGUAUAUUAUAA
Messenger RNA from Gymnodraco acuticeps, 1408 nucleotides. RefSeq names its product high mobility group protein B2-like. The transcript is spliced from 5 exons. Gene Ontology annotation, biological process: regulation of transcription by RNA polymerase II. Bases 224 to 877 code for a protein of 217 amino acids. Gene Ontology annotation, molecular function: DNA binding, bending. NCBI's taxonomy places the organism in Eukaryota, Metazoa, Chordata, Actinopteri, Perciformes, Bathydraconidae. The record is from RefSeq and is a predicted model, not a curated record. Gene Ontology annotation, cellular component: nucleus.